Messenger RNA from Peromyscus maniculatus bairdii (prairie deer mouse), 1356 nucleotides. The record is from RefSeq and is a predicted model, not a curated record. NCBI's taxonomy places the organism in Eukaryota, Metazoa, Chordata, Mammalia, Rodentia, Cricetidae.
UCAGCAAGGCGUAGGAUGAUCUCCCCAGGUUGUACAUCACCUGAGUGGACUGUCACUUGGACCCAUGUAACUCAGCCAAAGCCACGGAUUGGUGUGGCCAUCGGUGACCAAAUCUUGGACCUCAGUGUCAUUAAACACCUCUUCACUGGGCCUGUCCUCUCCAAACACCAGCAUGUCUUCGAUGAGACAACUCUCAACAGCUUUAUGGGCCUGGGCCAAGCGGCCUGGAAGGAGGCAAGAACAACCUUGCAGAACUUGCUGUCUGCCAGCCAAGCCAGGCUGAGAGAUGACAAGGAGCUUCGGCAGCGUGCAUUCACCUCCCAGGCUUCUGCCAAGAUGCACCUUCCUGCUACCAUAGGAGACUACACAGACUUCUACUCCUCCCGGCAGCAUGCCACUAAUGUUGGCAUCAUGUUCAGGGGCAAGGAGAAUGCGCUGAUGCCCAACUGGCUCCACUUACCUGUGGGAUACCAUGGCCGGGCUUCCUCCAUCGUGGUAUCUGGCACCCCAAUCCGAAGACCCAUGGGACAGAUGAGACCUGAUAACUCCAAGCCUCCUGUGUAUGGUGCCUGCAGACUCCUGGACGUGGAGUUGGAAAUGGCUUUCUUUGUAGGCCCUGGGAACACAUUCGGAGAGCCAAUCCCUAUUUCCAAAGCCCACGAGCACAUCUUCGGGAUGGUCCUCAUGAACGACUGGAGUGCCCGAGACAUCCAGCAGUGGGAGUACGUCCCCCUUGGGCCGUUCCUGGGGAAGAGCUUUGGAACCACCAUCUCCCCGUGGGUGGUGCCCAUGGAUGCCCUCAUGCCCUUUGUUGUGCCCAACCCGGAGCAGGACCCCAAGCCCUUGCCGUAUCUCUGCCACAAGCAGCCCUACACAUUUGAUAUCAACCUGUCAGUUGCCUUGAAAGGAGAAGGAAUGAGCCAGGCGGCUACCAUCUGCAGGUCCAACUUUAAGCAUAUGUACUGGACCAUGCUGCAGCAGCUCACACACCACUCUGUUAAUGGCUGCAAUCUGAGACCUGGGGACCUCCUGGCUUCUGGAACCAUCAGUGGAUCGGAACCUGGAAGCUUUGGCUCUAUGCUGGAACUGUCCUGGAGGGGAACAAAGGCAAUUGAUCUAGGCCAGGGGCAGACCAGGACCUUCCUGCUGGAUGGUGAUGAAGUCAUCAUAACAGGUCACUGCCAGGGGGACGGCUACCGUGUUGGUUUCGGCCAGUGUGCCGGGAAGGUGCUGCCUGCCCUCUCGCCAGCCUGAGGCUCCAGAAGCCACAGGCCACAGCCUGGCCUGCCGGGGACAAUGCUGCAGCUGCCCUCCAUGCAGGAAUGAAUAAAGCCAUUUUGCUUGUAGGAAGCGCCA